GUGAUCUCAGCCAUGGCUUCCACGGACUCCCGGCGGAUGGGGAAUGGGGGUGGUGUUGGGGGCGCCUUCCAGCCAUACCUGGACUCUUUGCGGCAGGAGUUGCAGUAGAGGAACCCGACGCUGCUGUCAGUCGUGGUGGCGCUCCUUGCGGUGCUGCUGACGCUAGUGUUUUGGAAGUUCAUCCGGAGCAGAAGGAGCAGUCAGAGAGCUGUUCUUCUUGUGGGCCUUUGUGAUUCCGAAACAUUGCUUUUUGUCAGAUUGUUAACAGGCCUUUACAGAGACACUCAGACUUCCAUCACUGACAGCUCUGCUGCCUACAAAGUCAAUAACAACAGGGGCACUAACCUGACCUUGAUUGACCUCCCUGGACACGAGAGCUUGAGACUUCAGUUCUUAGAGCGAUUUAAGGCUUCAGCCAGGGCCAUUGUGUUUGUUGUGGAUAGUGCAGCCUUCCAGCGAGAGGUAAAAGACGUGGCUGAGUUUCUGUAUCAAGUCCUCCUCGACAGUAUAGGUCUGAAGAACACACCAUCAUUCUUAAUCGCUUGUAAUAAGCAAGACAUUACAAUGGCAAAAUCAGCAAAGUUAAUUCAGCAGCAGCUUGAAAAAGAAAUCAAUACUUUACGGGUUACCCGUUCUGCUGCCCCGAGCACACUGGACAGUUCCAGCACUGCCCCUACUCAGCUGGGGAAGAAAGGCAAAGAAUUUGAAUUCUCACAGUUGCCGCUCAAAGUAGAGUUCCUGAAGUGCAGUGCCAAGGGUGGAAGAGGGGAUGCUGGCUCUGCUGACAUCCAGGACUUGGAGAAGUGGCUGGCUAAAAUCGCCUGAGGACUAGAUCCAAACACAAGAUGUGAAUGUGUGUAUGUGUGAAUGACAGUUUUGGAAAAGGAUGUGGUAGUCUGGAGGGAUUAUUUCAAAUAUAGUUAGGAACUUUUGCUUAUUCUGGAAACAAAUUAUUGUUGAAACCAGUGUGGAAUUUUUAUUUUUUAAGCUCAGUUCUCCCAUAUUGCUUUCAAGCUAGUUAUUUUAUUUUAUUUGUGUCUUCCCUUUUUAAAGUGUAUGUAAGAUCCCUUUAGUAUAUGCUUGAUGUAAGGUCGAGGUCUAACAAGUGGACCUCAUAUAGAGAGGAUACUAUCAUGAGAAUAUGAUGUCAUCUAAAA
Molecule: messenger RNA, 1157 nt
Organism: Cervus elaphus (red deer)
Lineage: Eukaryota; Metazoa; Chordata; Mammalia; Artiodactyla; Cervidae
Gene: SRPRB
Product: SRP receptor subunit beta
Biological process (GO): protein targeting to ER
Cellular component (GO): signal recognition particle receptor complex
Source: RefSeq, a predicted model, not a curated record